This is a messenger RNA of Vicugna pacos (alpaca), 4840 nucleotides long. RefSeq names its product calcium/calmodulin dependent protein kinase IV (gene CAMK4). Gene Ontology annotation, biological process: protein phosphorylation. The record is from RefSeq and is a predicted model, not a curated record. Gene Ontology annotation, molecular function: ATP binding; protein kinase activity. Lineage: Eukaryota; Metazoa; Chordata; Mammalia; Artiodactyla; Camelidae.
AAAGGAGCCGCAGCCCAAGCGCGGCUGAGGGCGCCGGGCGGGGGAGGCGGCGGCGGUGGGUGUGUGCGUGUGUGUGAAGGACGCCACCUCUUGCUCCUGCGUUUGCAGGCGGCAGCGGGCGGCGGGGCUGCUUGCUUUGGCAACAGAGGCGACAGCGGCGGCAGCUUCCGGAGUCCCGCCGCGAAGAUGCUCAAAGUCACGGUGCCCUCGUGCUCAGCCUCGUCCUGCUCUUCGGUCACCGCCAGUGUGGCCCCGGGGGCCGGGAGCCUUAUCCCGGAUUACUGGAUCGACGGCUCCAACAGGGAUGCUUUGAACGAUUUCUUCGAGGUGGAGUCGGAGCUGGGACGGGGUGCUACAUCCAUUGUGUACAGAUGCAAACAGAAGGGGACCCAGAAGCCUUAUGCUCUCAAAGUGUUAAAGAAAACAGUGGACAAAAAAAUCGUAAGAACUGAGAUAGGAGUUCUUCUUCGUCUCUCUCAUCCAAACAUUAUAAAACUUAAAGAGAUAUUUGAAACCCCUACAGAAAUCAGUCUGGUCCUAGAACUCGUCACAGGAGGAGAGCUGUUUGACAGGAUUGUGGAAAAGGGAUAUUACAGUGAACGAGAUGCUGCAGAUGCUGUCAAACAAAUCCUGGAGGCGGUCGCUUACCUACAUGAAAAUGGGAUUGUCCACCGUGAUCUCAAACCAGAGAAUCUUCUCUAUGCAACUCCAGCCCCAGAUGCACCACUCAAAAUUGCUGAUUUUGGACUCUCUAAAAUUGUGGAACAUCAAGUGCUCAUGAAGACAGUAUGUGGAACCCCAGGGUACUGCGCACCUGAAAUUCUUAGAGGCUGUGCCUAUGGACCUGAGGUGGACAUGUGGUCUGUAGGAAUAAUCACCUACAUCUUACUUUGUGGAUUUGAACCAUUCUAUGAUGAAAGAGGUGAUCAGUUUAUGUUCAGGAGAAUUCUUAAUUGUGAAUAUUACUUUAUCUCCCCCUGGUGGGAUGAAGUAUCUCUAAAUGCCAAGGAUUUGGUCAGAAAAUUAAUUGUGUUGGAUCCUAAGAAAAGGCUGACUACCUUCCAAGCUCUCCAGCACCCCUGGGUCACAGGUAAAGCAGCCAAUUUUGUACACAUGGAUACAGCUCAGAAGAAGCUCCAAGAAUUCAAUGCCCGGCGCAAGCUGAAGGCAGCAGUGAAGGCCGUAGUAGCCUCUUCCCGGCUGGGAAGUGCCAGCAGCAGCCAUGGCAGCAUCCAGGAGAGCCAGAAGGCCAGCCGAGAGCCAUCUCCAACUCAAGAUGGCAAUGAGGAUGUUAAAGUUAUUACAGAAGGAGAGAAAAUUCAAGGAGAUGGGGCCUGCGUGGCAGUUGAGGGGGCAGAGGCUGAGCUGUUGAAGGUGCAGGCCGUAGACGAGGUUAAAGAUGCUGAUAUAAAUGCUGCUGAGGCCACCAAGAUGGUGUCCGAGGCAAUGGAGGAUGGAAUAAAGGAGGCUGAUCCGGAAAUAGAAGAGGGCCUAGUGGAGGAAAAGCUGAAGACUACUGAGGAAGCAGCAGCCUCUAAGGAAGAGCAAGAAAACCCUGCUCUGGAAUUUGGAGUUCAGCAGAAUGAUGUGAUCCUGCCAGAGAACUAAAUUGGCUUCCUUCCAAUCUGGGAGCCAAAUCCUGGCACUUUAUGCAUUUUGUCCUUCAGCAGGGAAGGGGUGGAAGCAUGAUGUGCACUAUAGUGAUUCUGUUUUGGGGGUGCAAAACAAAAUACAUAUAUAUCAGUUGGUAAUCCUAACUUCAAUGCAUGUGACUGCUUUAUGAAAAAAUAAUGUCUUCUAUGGUACGUAAUGGAUACCUAAUACCGAUGAAUUAAAUUUGAAAAUGCAAGUAAGUAAACACAACAUAACAUUUAAAAACAUACAUUUUCAGGGACCAGUAGCACACAUUUGAAGUAAAUAGCAACAAAUUGUUUUUGCUUUGAAAGCCUAGCCAUCCUAUAUGCUUUGAUUUCUUCACAAGGCAGUAAUUCCUUUGGACUGUUGCUCAGCUAAUACUAGUUAGAGCAUGUGUUCCCAUGACAGUCACAAUAUUUUCAAUAAUGUGUUCAAACUGUUUUCAAGAAAGUGGUUAGGUUAUAGUUGUAUGGUAUGUGAAAAAAAAAUCCACAUAUAAUGGUAAGAAAUUGAAGCAUACUUUAAGGGCUAUGAAACUGUAUGCCCCUAAAGCUUGUAAAGAGAAUGCUUUUUUUAUCUUGUCUUUAUUUAUAUAUACCAUAUUACUAAUAACCAAAAAUGUCCUAUCACAAAAUCCUGCCAUUUUACAGUCCUGGAAGAAGUAUUUUAUAAACUCAUGCUGAGGAAUGUAUUCUUUCCUUCACUUGUCCUCUAGUAAGAAGUCCUUCUGAUGAACAACACUUAGGGUGGAAUAAAGAAAUUUAGGGAAGAAAAGGAGAUAAGACUAGAACUUACAGUAACAAAGACUGACUCCCUGUCAUUUUUCAGGUAAAAUUGAAUUUAUUCAUGAGCUUGUACAACUUUAAGAAUAGGAACAUUUUUAUGGAUAAACUCUCUAAUCACCAAAUUUCAAAUAUUUUGAAAAAUCUACCCUAAGGGCUGGUGCCAAAAUAUCUGAAUAGAGUGGGAAUAUCCCACUAUAAGAUCAUUCUUUAUUGACUUUACUAUCAUAAGGAAAUAUUUUUGCUUAUAAAAGUCCUUUUUUCCUUCAGUUGAUGGUUAUUUAGAUAUAAUGCUUAUGAACUAAAGACAUUUCUGAAAAGCUAGUAUAUCUUUUUCUCAUAUUUGGAAUGGAAGCACCCAUAACUUACAAUGUAGUUUUGAAAGUUUCCAGGUCAAGAAAUUUAGGAUAAUGCAACUUGUUACUUUCUUUAAUAAACAAAAACAAAAAGAAAUAAAGAAAAAACAGAUUUUAAAUCAGAAUCUUGAGAAGCUAUAACAUUAGACCUAAUAUUUUACCUUUUGUUCCCCAAAAGAUUUUUCUUCGGUUUUCAUGUGAACACAUCUCCCUUAUAAAAAUCACAGUUAAAUUCCAAGUACCUCAGAUUUAUUUCAAGAUUGAGCUGAAAUGAACAUUUUCAUCAGGUUAAUUAUGCAUCACAUUUUUAGUAGGUUUCCUUAAUUUUAAAAAAGGAUUAUUUUCAGGCAAAAAUGAUGGACAAUAAAAAUGACUAUCACAUAAAAAUUUUCAUCAAAAAAAUGAUCUUAAAUUCUUUUGGCUCUUCCUCAAAACUAUUAAGUGGGAAAAUGAAAUUAAAUCUCUGGUUUCUGAGGGCUUUUGGACCUUGCAGACAUUCUGCUUUCCAAGUAUAAAUCUUCCUUUACUACUGUUCUCAAGAGAAGGAAAUGAGAUAGAACUUCUCGUCUUCCGUUAUAUAGGGGCCUGACAGACCACUGACAUGCAGGAAAAAGCCCUUAAGGGCACAUCUGGUCUCAGAGAGAGAUUGUUUUAUGAUUCAUUUUAUUUUUAUGAACUAAUAGUACUUUAUCUUCUUUAUUGUUUCUUCUUUAUUCUCUCUCAGAAUUCCGAUUUUACCUAUUAUAAGGGGCUUACUAAUUUUAACCUUUAAAAAUGACUUCUUCCCCAAGCAUUAAGACUUCCAUUUUAAAAGACCAAUUCCUGGUAUACUUUUCCCACAGAGACUUAGCAGUAUAUAUGGUAAAUGUCCCACAUAUUGGAAAGGGGAAGAAGAGAGGGAAAGGAAUCUUAAUGGAAAGUGGCAAUUACUAGUUGGAAGAUAAGAACAUCUUGUCCCUCCCAGCCCACCUCCGUAUUGUUCCAAGGCAGUCAUUGGAUCAUUCCAGCACUCAGGGCCGACGGCACUGGCUGGACCUGUGGACUGUGCAGUGUGAAGAGCACUGCAAACGCCAAGACCAAUGUGUGUGUAAGAAUUUACCCAUUUAAAUGAGUACACAUGCCUGUUCCUUGGUGAGUACUUCAGGGUGUGAGGGUAAUUUUCUCUUUUUUAACCUGUAAAUUGCACUCUCUAAAAAUCAGUGGGAGUUUUAAAUUUUGACUUGUAUGUUAAAGAUUGUCCUGAUAAUGCGUAAAUAGUGACUGAUUUAGUCAUUUCAGUGGAAAACAAGGCAAACUUUCAUAGGAAUUGGUCAUUUUAGCCAGAUGAUUCAAUCUAAGAUUUUAUAGGGAUACGAUUUAACAUUUUUAACAUUUUUGAGAGAGCAGUAAACAUUUAUAUUGCUUGUUAAAAUGGGGUAUAUUAUCUAUCUCAAAGAUAAUUUAGCUAAAUAAUGUUAGACUAAUGCAGAUAGAAACUUAACUUGAUGGGCUAUUUCAUAAUGUUACCUUAAUGGACAAUAUAGUCACAAAGCAAAAUAAUUAAGGGAAUUUUAGCAAAAAACAACAAUUACAUCUUGCUUUUUAGAGCUGACAGUUAUUAUGUUACAUUAUUAAUUUUUGUUUACAGAUAAGUUCAGAUACAUAACACAAACUAUUUUGCCAUAAAGAAGGACAAUCUUGAAUUAUUUCCCCCAUUUAAAAAGUCUAGUUGGAAUCCCAGUGGUUUUUCUCAGACCAUAAGAGCUCAUUUGUCCCAUGAAUAUGUAAAUAAGGUAGAAAUUAGAACAGUAUGGCUGUAGAAGUUACUGUCUAGAACAAGUGCUAAUAUAAAUAUGAUAUAAACCAUGUAUGUAAUUUUAAAUUAUCUCUUAGCCAUAUUUUAAAAGUAAAAAAAGCAAGUUAACUCUAUAUUUUAAUCUAAUAUGUCCAAACUAUUAUUCCAAUAUAUAAUCAAUAUGAAAAAGAGAUCUUUUAAAUUUUUUAUUUUUAUACUAAGUUUUCAAAAGCAAGAGUUGUAUGUUACACCUUUAGUACAAAUGCUCAAUAGCCACAUGUGACUAGUGGCUA